This is a messenger RNA of Panthera uncia (snow leopard), 1519 nucleotides long. RefSeq names its product 5-hydroxytryptamine receptor 3D-like. Gene Ontology annotation, biological process: signal transduction; nervous system process; chemical synaptic transmission. Gene Ontology annotation, molecular function: extracellular ligand-gated monoatomic ion channel activity; neurotransmitter receptor activity; transmembrane signaling receptor activity. The record is from RefSeq and is a predicted model, not a curated record. Gene Ontology annotation, cellular component: neuron projection; synapse; membrane. Lineage: Eukaryota; Metazoa; Chordata; Mammalia; Carnivora; Felidae.
AUGGAAAGAGGUUGGCUCCAUGAACAUGGAUUCUUCCUUUGUCUCAUUCUCCACCUGCUGCUUCAGGAUGCACAACUUCAACUGAUGACAUCUUUCCUAUGGCUAAACAUGUUCUGGUACAAUCCAUUCAUCACGUGGAACCCAGAGGAAUGUGGGGGCAUCAGGAAGAUCAGUAUAGCAGCUGAGAAUCUUUGGCUUCCAGAUAUCUUCAUCGAGGAGUUUAUGGAUAUGGAUCAGACAGCUACAGGUCUCAUGGUUAUGUCAACAGUGAAGGUCUCAUCAAAUAUGAUAAGCCAAUGCGGGUGGUCAGCAUCUGUAACCUGGACAUCUUCUAUUUCCCCUUUGAUGAACAGAACUGCACACUUACCUUCAGCUCAUUCAUCUACACAGGUAAGUGAGACUCUAACAUGCUCCUGGGCAUGGAGAAGAAAGUGCAGGAGAUUUCGAACACAUCACAGGACCUCAUUCGGAGCAAGGGAGUGGGUACUUCUGGAUAUCCACCAGAGAAUGAUGAAGAUGACUGUGGGCACCAACCAGUAUGACCAAAUCAUUUUCUAUGUUGCCAUCAGGCGCAGGCCCAGACUCUAUGUUAUAAACCUUCUGGUGCCCAGUGGCUUUCUGGUUGCCAUUGAUGCCCUCAGCUUCUACCUGCCAGUAGAAAGUGAGAAUCGUGCCCCAUUCAAGAUGACACUUCUGCUGGGCUACAACGUCUUCCUGCUCAUGAUGAAUGACUUACUCCCUGCAACUGGCACCCCCCUCAUCAGUAUGGUCCCUUCCUCCAUCAGGAGAAUGAAAGCAAAGUGGGCGUGGGGUGUCUACUUUGCCCUGUGUCUGUCCCUGAUGGUGGUCAGCCUACUAGAGACCAUCUUCAUCACCUACCUGUUGCACCUGGCCACCACCCAGCCCCCACCCAUGCCUCAGUGGCUCCAUUCUCUCCUCCUCUACUGUACCAGCCCAACAAAAUGCUGCCCCACUGCACCCCAGAAGGGAAAUAAGGGCCUAGGCCUCACCCCCACCCAUCUGCCUGGUGUGAAGGAGCCUGUGGAGUUGGUGGGGAAGGUGCCAGGUCCCAGAGAGGCAGAGUUAAAUGGGUGCCCUGGGUCAACAAGGGCCCAACAAGAAUAUGAGGCUCAGAAGCGGCACUUGGUCAACCUGUGGAUAGAGUUCAGCCACAUGAUGGACACCCUACUCUUCCGCCUCUACCUGCUCUUCAUGGCCACCUCUAUCAUCACAGUCAUCGUCCUCUGGAACACCUAGGCAAAUGCCCAUCUGCAAGCUCAGGUCUGGAGCUUCUCUUGCCUCUGGAAACCAUCCAUGCUCCCAUGUGUGUCCAAGUCCCAGCCUCACAGGCCUGGCAACCACCUUGUUUUCUGCUCAAUCCUUCUGUCCGGUUUCAGACCAGACCUGGAUGAUUGCCUAUGCCUCCCAGGAUUAGGUCCUUGCUCCUGCACUCCAUCAGCUCCCGUCAGCACUCCCAUAAGUGAUGGCUGCCUGCCUCAUCAGGAUUCAAGUUCCUGGA